Messenger RNA from Sorghum bicolor (sorghum), 1507 nucleotides. RefSeq lists its product as uncharacterized. The transcript is spliced from 3 exons. The record is from RefSeq and is a predicted model, not a curated record. NCBI's taxonomy places the organism in Eukaryota, Viridiplantae, Streptophyta, Magnoliopsida, Poales, Poaceae. The coding region runs from base 833 to 1402 and encodes 189 amino acids. Gene Ontology annotation, biological process: transposition.
ACGCAAUAAGUUCCAGCCAGUGCUCCAACUCCCGAACGUUGCCAGCCAGCCAGUGCCCCAACUCCCCAACUCCCGAAGCCCAACGCUCGAUGCAAAGAGACGCAACGCCCGGCGGCCGGAGCCGCGCCCGCCCCUGACCACGGAGCUGCGACUGCCGGAGCCGCGCCCGCCGUUGACCGCUAGAGCCGCGCCCAGCCCCGACCCCCGCCCCAGCUCGGCCCUUCCCGCGCCUGCCCCAGCUCUUGGAGCGACUGUGCUGGGCAGCUGCGGCGUGCCGGCGACCGAAGGGCAAGAAGCAGCCAAAGCGAGCAGCGUGCAGGCAGCGGCUGGGGCGGGUGGAUCCUGCACGGCUGCACUUGCAGCGUCUGGGUGCCAGGCAAGGAGCCAAGGACAAGGGGCGGCGGGUAGAUCCGAUCGAAGUCUAGACGACUGCUACUGCUGGUACUCGCUUGCUUCAUUCUCCGGUCACCAGAGUCCAAACAGCACCUCCACUUCAAGCCGUGGAUCCACGAUAUGGCAGCCUAAUGGUGAGCUUUUUGUUAAACUAUUAAAAGAUAAUAUGGGCUGCAUUGCUUUGGUAUUUGUUCAGUGAGAUUUUUUUAGAAAUAUUCAGUAAUCUUCCUUAGCUAUUUCUAUAAGUUUUUUUCCAGAUAUUUCAGUAAGAUUUGUUAGGUAUGAACUAUGAGGUCGUGUUGCUGUGACCUGUGAGCAGUGAUUCUAUAUUUCUGUGACGUAUGAACUACCAAAUAUGAACUACAUGUGAAAUUUGUUUCUCUCAUAUGUCAAAUACUUGUGUCCCUGGUGGUGCGCCGCGUAUCCCGAGUGUUGGAAGAUGAUGGUGGACAGGUGGUGUGGCCCUGAGUGGGCUGAAGCGCACAACGCUGCUCGGGAGCGUCGAUUGCUUAUGCCAGGUGUAACAAACCAUCAAGGCAGCCGCAGCCUCGCCGCAUACGGACAAGCAUGGUCAGCGGCACAUGCGGGCCAGGAGUGCACUACAUUCAUGGCAUAUGCUAUGGCUCACAAGGGCAAGGCGACGUCCGAUGUCUCCUACAACCCGGACGACCCACCUGAGGCGUAUACAAACCCGACCGCCUACGACCGCAUCAGUGAGUACACAUCAGCAGCAAGGUCUAUCCAUGGAAAUGACUACAACCCGAGCUCCCAUGACUUAGAUGCAGAGGUUGUCAUGAGGAUUGGAGGAGGAAAGAAGCAUGAGCGCCUCCAUCCGCCGGUUCGAAUAUUCCAGGUCAUGGUACACCACAGUCGCAGUGGGGACCUUGGGGAGCCGGGUAGUUCUCUUUGCAUGUGUUUGUUCGGUUGGUACACCACAGUCGCAGUGUCAUGGUACAACAUAGUCGCAGUUCUCUUACGAUGCACUUGUGUUACUUAUUUGGACUUGUGAUGGACUUGUGGAUUUAUUUAGAUGGACUUGUAAUGAACUUGUGGAUUUGUACUUAUGGAUUUGUUUAAAUGUGACAUUUAUGUGAUGUGCAUGAUAUUUAUGUGA